Messenger RNA from Phycomyces blakesleeanus NRRL 1555(-), 1380 nucleotides. RefSeq lists its product as hypothetical. Bases 1 to 1380 code for a protein of 459 amino acids. The transcript is spliced from 9 exons. The record is from RefSeq and is a predicted model, not a curated record. Lineage: Eukaryota; Fungi; Mucoromycota; Mucoromycetes; Mucorales; Phycomycetaceae.
AUGAUUAGUGGCAAGCAUAGCUCAUUUACCACCAAUUUCCGCUGCUUUAGCAUAGUGUGGCUCAUCCAACUUGCGAUUAUAUCUGGAAAGCCCAAAGAUCUUGACUCUUUCUUAUUGGCUAUUAUAGACGAAAUAAGUAGCUUAGAAAAACAUGGGUUGAUCAUCAAAAAGUUCAAUGGCAAGCAGAUUAAAGCUAAAGUUCACAUGGUCAUGACCUCUGGUGAUAUUCCUCAAGUUACCCAAUUUUGUCACCACACAGGUCACAUGUCCAACAAAGGUUGCCGGAUAUGCGAGGUAGAAGGCGUCAGCCCUCCCCAUGGUAAAGGGAAAUACUACCAGGACCGUAAUGUCACUUUGAGAACAAUAAACGACUUUGUUAGAGAUAAAACAGCCACCAGUAUUAAAGAGGCAAACAUUUUUGCUAAAUUGCCUACCUUUAGUAGAUUAUGCUUCUAUGGACUUGAUGAGAUGCAUUUAAUUGGCCAUAAAAUAAACAAACUUGUCUACAAACUAGUUAGAGAAGGCGUAAGAGCAAUUGAAUACAUUGAUUUCCUUUUGUAUGUUGUUCCCACUCUGCUGGUUUCUCUGUUUACAAGACAAACAACUCAAAAGGCACUCUUGGCUCUGGUAAAAGGUUGCUCUAUAUGCUUGCAGUGGAAUUUAAAUGAGAAUCUGAUUGUGGAAAUAGAAAACAAUUUCAACAUUUGGCAUCAGUUUCUGGAUUCUGAGAUUACAAAAAAAAAUCUAUCAGUCAGAGUCUUCUCUCCCAUAAACCAUUAUAUUAUCUAUAUUAAUCUUAUCACAAGAAAGAUAGAUAAUUUAAGGGUGUACAGUACCAGAUCCAUGGAACAAACAAUUGAUAGAUAUUCUAAGUUGAUCAAAAAUUUUGAUGAAUUGCAAACUGAUCCACAAUAUACCAUGAACACAAUCCAGAUAGCAGCGCGUGCCUUAAUUGGUAGCCCUGUAUAUAGUUUGGAGAUAAACAAAAGAAAGAGAUCAAAAUUCUCUCGAGGCAAUCAAUAUAUAAAAUUUCAUGUCAUAUACCAAAACAAAACCCACUGGUUUAUUGUGUCUGUUGUUUUUUAUUACUCACACAACAUCUCACAUCAUGAUGAAAACAGCAGGCAGUUUCUCAUGUUGGUAAGUGUUAUGAAUGAUCACUCAGCUGCCUACUAUGACAAUUACAUUCCAGUUGUAACUCUAGAAGCAACUUCAAUAUACCAAAGAUUAGUAGUAAUUAGUCUAAAUGAUAUCCAAAAUCAAGUCGGCUUAGUUCAAACCACUAUGGACUCGAAGAAAUAUAAAGUAGUUGCUCCAUAUUAUAUAUUUAAUGAAGAUAUAAAAAGUACUGCUGAAAAAUUAAGCCAUAUCAAACUGUAA